This is a messenger RNA of Exaiptasia diaphana, 1889 nucleotides long. RefSeq names its product aldehyde dehydrogenase family 3 member B1. Gene Ontology annotation, molecular function: aldehyde dehydrogenase (NAD+) activity. The record is from RefSeq and is a predicted model, not a curated record. Bases 74 to 1135 code for a protein of 353 amino acids. Gene Ontology annotation, cellular component: cytoplasm. The transcript has 8 exons. Gene Ontology annotation, biological process: aldehyde metabolic process. NCBI's taxonomy places the organism in Eukaryota, Metazoa, Cnidaria, Anthozoa, Actiniaria, Aiptasiidae.
UCAGUUUAGAUAUAUUACAAGGAAGUGAACAAAAAAACAUCAGAUUCUGCUUCUAAACGACUCACCAAGCAAGAUGGCAGCAACACCAMUACGAGAUAUUCCUACGGUUGUACAAAGAGCAAGAGAAAUGUUUAGAAAAGGAAGGMCAAAACCAUAUGAAUUCCGCAAAAACCAACUAAAAAAUCUUGUUGCGUUAUUUGAAAAUCAUGAAGAUGCUAUCCUUGAAGCUCUGCACAAAGAUCUGCACAAGCCACGCUUCGAGGGUCUUCUUGGAGAGAUAUUCAUGGUCAAAAAUGAUGCCGUUACAGCUCUAAAAAAUCUAAAGGAUUGGAUGAAACCAGAAUACACAGAAAAAGGUCUUCUCAAUAAAAUGGAUACUUGUAUGAUUAGAAGUGAACCCCUGGGCGUGGCCCUCAUUAUUGGUUCAUGGAAUUACCCCAUUCAAGUGACUCUACUUCCACUUGUUGGUGCUAUUGCGGCAGGUAAUUGUGCAGUCAUCAAGCCCUCUGAGGUUGCGUCGGCAACAGCUGAUCUUAUCAAGACACUCCUACCCAAGUAUCUGGACGAGGUAAGCAUUGAUGAUCCCAGAUAUUCGCCAAACUAUGGAAGAAUAAUAAACGACCGACAUUUCCAGCGUCUAAAGAAGUUGUUAUCCCAUGGAGAGUGUGUGAUUGGUGGAGAGACCGAUGAAAAAGACAGGUUUAUUAGUCCUACAGUACUUACAGGGAUUAAACCAUCAGAUCCUGUUAUGGAAAGCGAGAUUUUUGGACCUAUUCUACCAAUUCUCAACGUCAACAGCCUUGAUGAAGCUAUUGAGUUUAUCAACGACAGAGAUAAGCCUCUUGCGCUUUAUAUUUUUUCAACAAACAAGGAAAAGAUUAAUUAUAUCAUGGAGAACACGUCUUCAGGAGGAUUUUGUGCAAACGACACUGUAGUUCAAGCAGCAGGUAUGGGAAAAUAUGUUCAAAUCAUUAGGGUCCGCUACCCUCCAUACACCGACCAGAAUACAAGAUGGAUAAGAUUUCUGGUUGUCAAGUACGUAAAAAAGAAGCAACGCCUGCGUCCCGUUGGUGGAAUAAGGAACGCUUUGAUGCGUUUGCCCUUUUACAACCGUUUGCACGAAAUGGGAUCCUGAAAUAUGAAAAGCUGAAUGGACCUUUUCUGAAAUACAAAAUCAUAGUGCAUUGUGGUCUAGCUUCAGCACAAACAACGCCAUAUUUGGCAGCAAGAACAAAAGAUGUUUGUACUAAACCUAGACCGCAAUGCAAUGCAAACUGCAAUCUCAGAAAAGCCCUUAAAAGAUGUUUGCGUUUUUAUCAUAAGAAGAUGUUUGCGUUUUUAUCAUAAGAAGAUACAUUUUUUAUUUAUUUUUUGUACACAUUUUAACUCUUGAGUAAAAAUAUUUUAGAAAAAACAAACAAGCCAUACUUUAGCUAUAGAGUUUUUUAUGCAUGUAGGUCAAAUGGCCUAUCUGCACCGAAGAAUCUUUGCGACUGUUUCCUUUGUUCAAAAACGAUCUGUUGUUAAGAGUCGCAUCUCGAUAGAUUAGAAGUCGAAGAUUUCGUGGGAAAUCGCGCAAUGGUUCUCGGAUACAUGUGGACCUUUAAUCGGUCUCCAUUCUUGUUCUAUGAUUAAGUAUAAAUUAACUGUAUUAGAGUAGAGUGAUCGCACUUAAACCGUGCAACUGUACAAAAUCUAAGUAGUAUUAAUUUGUACUAAAUGUGGACCUGAAGCAAGACGUAUUGAAUGCUCCAUUUGUAUCAACUCAAUUUAAUUUGCGUACCGCCUGCACGAUUUACUAAAUACAACUAAAAAGCACUAUUUAGUUUGUACAGUUGCACGGAUUAAGUGCGUUCACUCUACAAACAUUAAAUGUGUGCAACAUUUUG